Symbiodinium sp. CCMP2592 is the source of this 678-nucleotide messenger RNA. The record is from the annotation of a GenBank genome assembly. Lineage: Eukaryota; Dinophyceae; Suessiales; Symbiodiniaceae.
AUGAGUGUUCAAGAGGGCAGGGCGCUGAGCAAGCAGCCCAGGAAAGGCGCUGAACAAGCAGCCUGCAAUCCGCCCCUCCAAUCCUCGAAUCCCUGCAGCCCUCAUGUAUACCGGCCCGUUAUAGGAGGAAGCCGCCAGGGCAGAGAUGAGAGCCGAGGAGAUGGAGCAGCAAGCCUGGGCUGCAGAUCGGCUUGCGUCAGAAAACGCCGAUCUGGCGAAGCGCUCGGCGGUGGAGCUGCACAACGUCAGGAGGAGCAGCAGAAGGAGCUCCAAAAGGUGGCUGCGGAGGCGGAGCAGCGUCUCCAGAAGAGGGACCUGGAGUGGACGGCAGCGGCGCGGACCCGCGACAAGUGGCACUCCUCCGUGCGGGAUCAUUUGACGGCGGAACUGCAGGAGAGCCGCAGCGAGUCCCGAACCCUCGCCGGGAAGCUGGAGGACGAGCAGCAGGCGUCCCGAACCCUCGCCGGGAAGCUGGAGGACGAGCAGCAGGCGGCGAAGAAGGACCGAAAGGAAGCUGCAGCGGAGCUCCUCAUGCAGCAGGCCGCCAACAUAGCUCUGGAAGUCCAGCUGAUUGGCGGCCGCCGCGGAAAACAGAGUGAGCCCAGCAGCGGCACUGGCGUCAAACGCCGCGGACAACAGAGUGAGCCCAGCAGCGGCAAUGGCAUCAAAAGACCGUAG